Messenger RNA from Symbiodinium necroappetens, 711 nucleotides. The record is from the annotation of a GenBank genome assembly. Lineage: Eukaryota; Dinophyceae; Suessiales; Symbiodiniaceae.
GGGAAGCACGCGGAGGCUCAGAAAGCUCCGCACCCAAUCGAAGAAGAAAAGGCGAAGAUAGACAAGUCCAAGCGCACCGUGUCCUCGUUCGCACCGUCGAGGGGAGCCCUUUACUCCUUGGGUUCCGGUGUCCUGCUUGUGGCCCUCCUGAUGCUGGGAUUGUGGGUUCUUCAAGUGCGGCAACACCAUGCCGUGGAAGAGCUCCUCAUGAAACAGGACAAGGCUCACAUCCGGGAAGUGCGACAACUGAACCAGCGAUUGGAAGAGAUGAGCGACCAGAAGACUGUGCUCCUUUGGCUUAUGGCAUCUCACGGCUGGGGCCUUUGGACCUUUGGUUCUGAGGGUCUUCAUGGUCGUAGGUUCCAGAGGCGGGCACGUGACCUGCAAGCGCGAGCCGUGGAGUCCGAGACAUUGGCGGCGAAACUGCAGAUGCGCACGGAGGAGCUCGAAACCCAAUCCCAGCAGCAGGCCGUGGACUCUUCCACGCGCGAGAAGGCCCUGCGCGACCUGCGGGGUGAGCUCAAGAGUGCCCGCGAGGAGGAGAAUGCUACCGUGGCCCACUUUGUCGAGCAGCUGAGUCGGGACACCGGGACGUUGGCGGAGGCUGUAGAGCAAGACCGCGAGAACUUGGAAAAGUCCAAAGCAGUCUUGACACUCCAGGCACGUGCCUUGACAAGCUGCUCGCUUUCACCAGCCUUUUCGUUUUUGUGA